Columba livia (rock pigeon) is the source of this 2371-nucleotide messenger RNA. RefSeq names its product arylamine N-acetyltransferase, liver isozyme. The transcript is spliced from 2 exons. Gene Ontology annotation, molecular function: arylamine N-acetyltransferase activity. The record is from RefSeq and is a predicted model, not a curated record. The coding region runs from base 650 to 1780 and encodes 376 amino acids. Lineage: Eukaryota; Metazoa; Chordata; Aves; Columbiformes; Columbidae.
GCUCUGUUGGAAGAGGAGAAAUUAAAAAAAAAAGGCUCUUAAUCUCAGAUUGCACUAGUUUGCUUUUUCCUUAUCAGUAAUUUUGGAGGCAAAGCCUAAAAGGCACAGCAGGCUCAGGCAGCGCAGCACUCUGUAGAAGCAGCAUCCUUGCUGCCAAAGGAGAAGGCUUCUCUUUGAACCCUUGGGGAUUUAGACAACUAAUUGGCUUUGCAAAUCUGACCUUGCUGCUUUGAAGGUCUGGUAUGGGCCUCAAAGAGCAGCUCAGUACAGUGAGAUUGCCAUCCCUCACCAAUAAAUCAGUGGCUUCUUGGGUGGGAUUACUAUAUUGUAAGUCACUUCCUACAGAGAUCCUGGCCAAGAGGGUCAACAAUGUAAAAUCUGUACCAAAAUUUUCUCUGUUGCUUUGCUCCUUCAGCGUGGGUGUACCCACCCAGGUAUCCCAGAUGUGGAAGCACCUGGGUGACCUGCAGGACUGAGGACAGGGUUAUAACUGCUUGCACAAGUUACUUGCUAUAACCAUAGUGUAUUUCACUUUUGCACUCCUGUAGGGCUUCAGUUCUCAAUCAGUAACAUGGGAGAUAUCUACUCAAUAUUGUGAACAAUUUGAGGACUGGAUCAUGUUCUGGCUCUUCGUACAGCAUCUGACACAAUGAAUUGCAUGACAGGGCUUUCUACACACAUACCAAUACAAAUAAACCAUCAGAAUAUAAAUUAUUAUAAAAGAAGAAACCCUCUCCCCUCUUUUCCUGUUCUGCUGGAGGGUAACGCUGUCCCUGGCAGGCAGAAAAGGCAGCCUGGCCCUUUAAGAGCAGCAGUUCCUGGUGCAACAACUCCUGGGAACUUCGGAGCAAAGCAGAAAAGAAGGUCCGAACCUUGCUGUGGGAGAGGCAAAAUGAACAUUCGAGAGUAUUUCGCAAGAAUUUCUUACAACGAGUCCCAUAAGGAUGCAGACUUGCAAACCUUAACGCUCAUCUUCCAGCACCACAUCCGGGCAAUUCCAUUUGAAAACCUCAGCAUGCAUUGCGGGGAGACCAUCAAACUCGAUUUACAGUCUGUUUACAAUAAGAUUGUGAGAAAGAAACGUGGUGGGUGGUGCCUGGAAACCAACUACCUUUUAUUUUGGGCCUUGCAAGAAUUAGGGUAUGAUGUCUGUAUUCUUGGAGGAAAGAGUUACGAACCAGCAGAGAAGACAUACAAAGCUGGGAUAAAUCACAUCCUCCUGAAGGUGGUGAUCAAGGGAAAUUCCUACAUAGCAGAUGCCGGGUUUGGUGGUCCUUACCAGGCAUGGCAGCCGCUGAUGUUGAUUUCCGGGAAGGAUCAACCCCAGAUCCCCGGCAUCUUCCGCUUCACGGAAGACAACGGCACCUGGUACUUCGAGAAAGUCAAAAGAAAGCAUUAUAUUCCUGAGCCAAGCGUCCCUCUCACUGAUACUCCAGAACUGGGGAAUAUCAGAAAAAUAUAUACGUUCACUCUCGAGCCACGAGAUAUAAAUGACUUUCAGGAGCUAAACACAUACCUACAAGUGACUCCAGAUAACUUACUUCAGAAGAAGUCAAUCUGCACUCUGCAGACCUCUGAAGGGCUUUACGCCUUAGUUGGAUGGACCUUCACUGAGACGAAGUAUAAGUACACGGAAGAUCUGGACCUGGUGCAGUUCACAACUCUUACAGAUGAAGAGGUUGAGAAGACACUGAAAGACAAAUUCAAUAUAGUGCUGGAGAACAAACUUGUACCAAUAAAUGUUCGCGGUUUGCCACCUAAUAUAGUGGAUAUGAUCUAGUUCUAACUCUGUGCUAGAUGGAUCUUUAAAUAUCCAAUAUAAAAAGUUCUAAAAUUAACAUUAAUAGCAUUAAUCAGAUUCUGAAGUUGAUCUAGUCAGAUGAACACAAAGCUUGGUAAACUCAAGUACAUUGCUAAUCAACUGCAUAUACCGACUGCAUAUUUUUUCUUAGGCGUCUCCUUCUUUAGAAGCGGAGACAUCUUACUCCCUCUAAUUUGCUCAUAUGGAAAUUGCUUUUUGACUCCAUAACAUUUUGUUCCACCUCUCUGGAUCUCAUUUUAUUUCAGAUAUAUUUUGUGGCAAAGGAGAACAAAACGAUACAGAAGGAGAAGCUGUGUUACCUUUUUACACAAAAGACCUCUAACCUUUUUGGUAUUAUUUCCAAUCUUUAUCUUAGCAGAGCUUUACAAAUUAUUCACUUCCUUUAACAGUCUGAAAUAGAAAGUUGAGCUGAAUUUGGCUUUCAAAGACUUCAUAAGAAAAAGAAAGGUUAAGACUUUCUCAAACCACUAUUAGGUGCUGAUUAGCACCUAAUAAGUUAAUAAUAAGAAAUAAGAAAUAAGAAAUAAGAAAUAAGAAAUAAGAAAUAAG